AUGGUAGACAUCAAUGCAAGAAAUAAACAUAUGCUUGAUAGAAAAUAUAUUUGUCCUGUAUGUUCAUUGAUAUUACGAGAGCCUGUACAAUUGACUGAAUGUGGUGAUCGACUAUGUCAAACAUGUUUAAAUGCUGAACAAGAAACGACAAUUAAAUGUCGGCAAUGUCAAGCAGAGAUAUCACGAAUUGAAUAUCAACAGGCCAUAUUUAAACUUAUUCGUCAAAUUUCAUCACAAUUCAAUGAUAGACAAAUGAAUAUUAAUCUUCCUCGAACAACAACUACUGGAGCUUGUAUUCCUGCUACAGCUCAAUUUGAAGAAGUUCAUGAAAUGUUGAAUAUCUUUGCAGGUGGCAUCGAAGCAUUGGUCAAUAAUGAACAACGUCUAAGUAAUGAAUCAUUCCAAAUGCAAAUUACACUUACAAUAUUGAAAGAAGAAUCAUCGAAAUUAAAAUAA
This is a messenger RNA of Rotaria sordida, 456 nucleotides long. The record is from the annotation of a GenBank genome assembly. NCBI's taxonomy places the organism in Eukaryota, Metazoa, Rotifera, Eurotatoria, Philodinida, Philodinidae.